Chlorocebus sabaeus (green monkey) is the source of this 4853-nucleotide messenger RNA. It is a transcript of the gene N4BP2L1, whose product is annotated as NEDD4 binding protein 2 like 1. The record is from RefSeq and is a predicted model, not a curated record. NCBI's taxonomy places the organism in Eukaryota, Metazoa, Chordata, Mammalia, Primates, Cercopithecidae.
CUAUGUUGCCCAGGCUGGUCUCAAACUCCUGGUGAUCCUCCUGCCUUGGCCUCCCAAAGUGCUGGGAUUACGAGUGUGAGCCACUGCAUCGGGCCCAGGCACAGCGUGUUUGCAGUAGCCACAUUCCAAGUGCUCACUAGCCACAUGUGACCAGUGGCCCCCAUAUUAGCCAGUGCAGGUUAAAAUGAAAAAGGUAGCAUGCGAGGCUGGGCAAAACAUUCCUGUAAGAAGUAUGAUAGGAUACAGAGAUUGUGUCACUAUUUUUAUGAUUCAUGUAUAUUUUCUGUUCCUUAUGGGUUCCCUCCUAAUAUUUAGAGGUCUUUGAAAUUCCAUUGUUUCUUAGCAGUGCUGAGAAGAAUGAAGAAAGUCUUCUUCUUCCGUACUGGGAAUGGAUUUUCAAGGGAGAGCAGCUCAUCUCCCACUCCGCCCUACCCCACCCCUAGAAAUCCCAAGGGGAAAGGGAAAUGCUCAGCACAGAGCCCCUCCCCACUUGGACAGUCCCUUCCUAAAAGCUAACUGUGAAAUCUCUGGAUUUUGUUUUAGAAGGAAAUCACACUUUUUUCAUACUUUCUUUUCACAAUUUUAGUAUCUCAGCUGCCAGAAAUAGAAUUUAUUCCUUUACAAUAAUUAUUAUAGCCAAAGCCACCAUAUAUUCUGGAUUUGCCAGGAUGGUGUCAAUUUUGAAUGUUGUUUCUUUCAGGCAGGCAUGGUGAAUUUUGGUUCAGAAAACAGGAUCACUCUAUCACGCUCUUGAGGGUGAACUAUUGGAGAGUCACUGUGGUGAUCAACCAAUGGGUGCUCCCUAGUUCCUGGAACUGAGAACUUAAGUCUGGAUACUUCUCUAUAAAUGGUUUUGGUAGACUCUGCCACUUUCCCCUGGGAUCUGAGUUCUCCAAGAAGCCCCCCCACUUCUCAGGUGGCAACAGGGCAGGUACCUGGGCGGUAGCCCUUAUGCUACUGUUCAUAAAUCAAUCUGAGUUUUAUGGGUGCUUUUUCUGAGGAAGAAGAGAUUCAAAGUUAUGUAGAGGCAACAAAGCUUUCUAAUAAUAUUUUUGGCAGGCUGCUAAAGAAAGAUGAAACAAGAAAAGAUACAGGCCCUGGGAGAGUGGUGGUAGCCCUUGGGAUGCCAGCCAGAUGUUGGUGCCCACAAAUCGGGGAAGACAAUGGCCUUUACUGUUGCCAUUUACAAUGCCGGGCAGCUCAUUAAUCAUCAACUAAAAUGAUUUCACUUUCAGGGUUUAGGCAGGUCAGGGCUGGGGUUGGGGAGGGCUGUGGCAGGAGGCCUGGCUUCCAGGCUGGGCAAGUGUCCCAGAGACCCACUAGACGGGGCCCCUCCCCUCCCCUCCCUCAGGAUGAAGGGCACCAGGAGACAGAGCGGGGGUCGAGGUGAGGGUGGGUGCGUCACCCUUGUUUUCCGGACUGUCAGUCUCCCAGCGUCCCCAGCUUUCCAGGUAGGGACGCCCCCUCCCACGCAGCGCGGUUCCGGCGGGUGGAAAGGAGGGGCUGGGCUCCCAGCGCCCGCCCCUCUAUCCAUCACAUGGCCGGAGAGUCACAAAAACAACAGCUUUGGCCAAGACCGUGACUUCAGGAAAGGGAACCCGGGGCUCUCGCAGCCAGCCCUCCUGCCCAUGGAGGACAGUUUCCUUCAAUCUUUUGGGAGGCUGAGCCUCCAGCAGCAGCAACAGCAGCAGCAGCAGCAGCGGCAGCGGCCGCCCCGGCCGCCCCCGCGGGGGACACCUCCGCGCCGCCACAGCUUUAGGAAACACCUCUACCUCCUGCGAGGCCUCCCGGGCUCCGGGAAAACUACACUGGCCAGAUGGUCAGAAUGGAGCAGUGGACAAAGGAGACAAAAAUCCCUGUCUUCAUGGAACAUGUAUUCUAUCAGAGAGAAAAAAUUCUCAAGGAAAAAAGGCAAUUUUAGCAUCUGCUCUGCUCUGUUCUCUCAAAAAAUAAGCAAAGGAUUUCACAGGUAUGCCACUGGAGCUAUAUAUCCCCAAGAAAUGUCCACAUACGCACAACAGUGUUCUAGGUACUUGGGAAUCAUCAGUGAACAAAACAAAGAUCCUGCCCUUGUGGACCUUAUGUGCCAGAGACAAUUGCAGCAUGACUUUCCCAGGGCCCUGAUUUUCAGCACGGAUGAUUUUUUCUUCAGGGAAGAUGGUGCCUAUGAGUUCAAUCCUGACUUCUUGGAGGAAGCUCAUGAAUGGAACCAAAAAAGAGCAAGAAAAGCAAUGAGGAAUGGCAUAUCCCCCAUUAUUAUUGAUAAUACCAACCUCCACGCCUGGGAAAUGAAGCCCUAUGCAGUCAUGGCACUUGAAAAUAACUAUGAAGUUAUAUUCCGAGAACCUGACACUCGCUGGAAAUUCAACGUUCAAGAGUUAGCAAGAAGAAACAUUCAUGGUGUCUCAAGAGAAAAAAUCCACCGAAUGAAAGAACGGUAUGAACACGAUGUUACCUUUCACAGUGUGCUUCAUGCAGAAAAACCAAGCAGAAUGAACAGAAGCCAGGACAGUAAUAAUGCACUGCCUUCCAACAAUGCCAGAUACUGGAAUUCCUACACAGAGUUUCCAAACCGGAGGGCCCACGGCGGAUUUACAAAUGAGAGCUCCUAUAACAGAAGGGGCGGUUGUCACCAUGGAUAUUAGAGGCCUAUCUUACAGCCAUGCAGAAUUUUCCGAAGUCAGUUUCUACUUCAAUUUUUGUUAUUCUUUGUUGCAUUUUAGUCAGAGCUCCAAUUCCAGUGUUAAAUAGCUGAACUCAAACGUUUCUGAGCAAAGUCAUUAUAUUCAUUAUCUUCACCAAAAUUUGUUAAAGUGCUUCUAUAUGCAUGGUCUGAUGCUGGGAAUUCUGCAGAUUUGAGUAAACAGGCUCUUUCUCUAGGGUAAGAAUUUGAAACCAAAACUUGAGAACACACCCAAGAACGUUAUUUACAUAGGUUCAUAGAUGAAAUAAAGCGUUUAUAUUAUAUAUAAGCUUCAGUACCAUUUUCUCUGAAGUGAUCUAUUUAUUUUUUCAGGAAAUUCAUCUCCAUCAGGAAAGUUGGGAAGGUGGAGAAAAGUGGUGGGGGGGCAGGAAAAGUUUUAGCACCAUUGCUAUUUUGAUAAUCUAUGUAUCUAAAAAUGUGAGAUGUGCGACUCUAUGAUACUGAUUUUCCUUUAAUGUUAAUGUGCCAGAAAGUAUACAUCUGGGAACAAUGUCCUUCAAAGUAGACACUUUGGGAAGUUAUUCCUUUAUUUUAAUGAUGUAUCCUUUUAAAAAAUACUGUCAAAUCCUUAAUAGCUAUAGGAGCUACUGAGGGAAAUCAGUAUCAUUAUUCAGUCACACCUUGUGUUUUUACUACUUUAUUCAGCAGGAUUAAACCUGAAUAACUUUUGGCUGUUGUGCUAAUAGUGUAAAUAAAAUAAGCCUGCCUUCAUAAAACACUAACUUUUAAAAGGAAUAGCUAAAUGACUUCUAAAAUUAUGCCUAUUAACAUGUGUAAUUAGUUGGCAGCUCAAAUGUUUGGGGGUGCAAGAAAUUAGGCACCUCAGGAUAUAGGUCAUACAGGGAUAUAUAAAAGCCAUGCUCAUUACAAAAUGAGCAGUUGAUGUUUUAUGUGGCAUUAAGACAAUCAAGUCCUCAUAACUCUGGAAUGUCUUCUUAUACUGAUGCUGAAUUUAUGAAUCCAAAUCAAUUUCCAACAGGUUGGAAUCAGAUUUAGCGUAAGAUCACGAUAGACAAGACCACAGAGGACGUAUGCUCUACUUCUUGUUGGCCAACAGCUUCUUUCUAAUGUUCUGUGAAAAAUUAUUUUAAGUGUCCUAUAUAAUGGUGCUUUUUAUGGUUAUUAAAAAUUGUAAAUGGUAUCAAUUUAUAUGGAUUUGUCAUUGGAUCUUUUUUUGAUUCAACAAUAAAAAAAUUUAAUUACCUAAAUGCCAAGAAACUCAACAAUAUACCAGUUUUUCUGUAUCACAGGCUUAUUUACCAGUCUUUUUUUUAAUAAAUAGGGAUCAUAAAGGUAAUGACAAAAGCAACCUUAUAAUUUAGUUGCUUAUAUAUUUGAUCUGUGUACAUGAGACUGUUUUAACAUUAUCUGACACUACUGAAACCUGCUCAACAUCUCCCUGACUACCAGCAACACGUAUGUAAUGUUUUCUUCAUUGACAUUUUAAAAACUGGUAUCUCCUUUGAGUAAGUUUGGCUGACAAUAGUAAAUAACAAUGAAUCUAAGGUGUUAUCAGUUUUGCUAAAUUCUGUAUCUCCAAGCAUAACAUACAAUAAUCUCCUAAUGAUCCACUUAAUAAUGCUCCCAUCUUCCAGGCCCAGGUGGUCCUGGGCAUCUUGGUUGAUAGGGUGGUGGCACAACCAGCUCAAUAUGGAUGGCUUGACUCAUCUGGGCUAGUAGAGGGGAGAAAUGUCAGAGAGCCCAAAGUGGAAAUUACCCUCCUUUGAUUUCACAGGAGCGGUUCAAAGGACCAGAUUCAAGCCCUCCUGACUUGGCUGGCUCCCUGCUUCAGGGUUUUGGGCUCACCUGGGCUAAGUGAGUGACCACUAGGGUUAUAUAACUUUUAUAGAGCUCUAAAGAAUAGUUUCCUGGCCUAUUUAAUGUCUCUUCUUCCCCUAGCUGACCCCUGAAAUAGUUGGUCUGUAAACCAUAAAAAUUGAUCAGUGCCAUCAACUUUAUCCCCUAUAGAAGUGAUCUGUUUUUCCUUUCAACUCCCAUGGCUCCUGAUUUGUAUAACUCUUUGAACACCCAGUAUUGACUUGUAUUGUGUUCACUGUCUGCAUCAUUCAUAAAGCUGGCAAAUGCUCUUUAUGUGCAAUAGGAUCUCAUUAAAUGACUGCUGAAUAAAUAACACAAAUUUUUACCAUUA